Messenger RNA from Morone saxatilis (striped sea-bass), 3321 nucleotides. RefSeq lists its product as uncharacterized. The transcript is spliced from 17 exons. NCBI's taxonomy places the organism in Eukaryota, Metazoa, Chordata, Actinopteri, Moronidae. Gene Ontology annotation, cellular component: THO complex part of transcription export complex. The coding region runs from base 184 to 1755 and encodes 523 amino acids. Gene Ontology annotation, biological process: signal transduction; mRNA export from nucleus; regulation of DNA-templated transcription elongation. Gene Ontology annotation, molecular function: protein binding. The record is from RefSeq and is a predicted model, not a curated record.
GCUGCAUCUAAAAGGGACGAGUGAUGUGAAGAACCACGAGGGCUCCGAUUACCGCUACAGCCCCACCGAUUAGCCGGUGAUAGGCGCAUAUCCAGGUGCUUUUAUGCGCAGGUGCUGCAGGCUGUGGAAGAACAGAAAGUAUAACGGGGUUUGAUUACAGAGAGGAGGAGGAGGAGGAGGAGGAUGGUGGCAGAGAUGGCGAGCUGCGGAGCGGCUUGUCAGCUGGAGGACGGAGACAGAGAUAUCCCUGCGCCUGAAAACAAAGAUAAUCUGACAGAAAGUGACAACAGUAGUUCAGAGAACACAGGAACAUCCACUGACGACAGUUCAGAGGAGGAAGAGGAGGAUGAGGAUUCUGGCUGUGCUGAGAAGGAUGGAGGAGAGGAAGACAACGAAGAGGCCGAUGCAGAGGAGUUUAAAAAUGAGUCAGUCCCUGGAUCUGUAGCAGAUGUUUCAAAUGGGAAAGAUGAGAACCGCUUCAAAUCAUGCUGUGAAAAAUGCAAAGCCAUCCAGCAGAGCCAUGGCAGUGAACUCGUUACUCCCAGGAGGAUCACUAAGGGACGAUAUCAGGUGCAGCUGGAAGAUGAGGGCACAUACGAGUGUUCGGUCACCGGUCUUGUGUUUGAAGCAUCGGAGCGGGUUCUCGUGCGGUACUCGGUCUUGUCAUGGUCUAAGUUUGGUUCAUUCCUUCGGGACUCUUGGAAAUUCGCUGGACCCAUCUUUAACGUGGACACAGUCAAUAAGGAGCCAUCUGUCCUCAAGUCCAUCCAGUUCCCUCACUCCGUCUGCCUUGCCGAUGCAGAAAAUGAGAUGACCUUCAGCGUCCUGCACAUAAAGGACAACCGUCCGCUCAUCGAGCCGACAGUGGACCACUCAGGAAGCCACGUCAAGUGGAAUGUGACGUCCCUGUCACCUGUGGGUCCCAUUAUCCAGACGAGCCAGUCUGUAGAGCACCACGGUGUGGUCCUGAUCUACAAGCAGCUGGGCAGUGACAACGACAACAACUACAGCUUCCAUGUCUACCUGGCCACCAACAGCGCAUCUGACAUCAGUGAUAUAGCCAAACAGGUACGAGCCUACAAGAAACGUUACAUUCAGAUAGAGAAGCCUCCCACGUGUGCGCUGGAUGAGGGGACGUAUCGUCUUAUGAGUGAGCCGGAGGGAGAUAUCAAACCUCAGGAAUUGAAAUUCACCCUAGCGGUCACUAAGAUGAAAGGCUACUUUGAAGCUUUCUUCGAGCAGCCACCUCCCUUUAAAUUGUCUCUCAUAGAGACUGAAACAGAUGAGACUGUAUGGUCGGCCACCAUCAGAGAAGGUGACUGUGUGAAUAACACAGAAAAGAAGCCAAGGAAAAGGACGCACAGUAGACAGAGGAGCAGCAGUCCCUCAGAAGAAGAAACGUCCUCUAAAAGACCUCGAUGGCAGGACGAGUCAGAUGGAGUGAAAACAGUGAUGACUCAGGGCCAGGACAUGUCAGAGAAGCAGCUACUGCAGGUGGCCAAGCGGCUCGGGAGGGAGUGGAAGCAGGUGGCCAUCUUUCUAGACUUGAACUCCAAGGAGCUGGAUGACAUCCAGGCAGCAGAGAAAGAUGUGACGAUGCAGAAGCUGAAGAUGCUGGUGGUGUGGAAGAGCAGAAGGCGGCCAGGAGAGGCUACGGCGUACCACCUGUGGAAAAGUGUGGAGGAGCUGGAUGACUUGCCAAAUGAGGUCCAUCAGACACUGCAAGACAUGAUGGACAAUCGAGCAGCUAAGUGAAAGAGAUUCGACUUAAAUUGACUGUCGGAUUAUCUGUUGAUCCAUCAUCAAUCUCAGGAAUACAACAAAGCAGAGUCGACCUACGGACCAAACAUUUGCUUUUCUCUCAGUUUCUGUUCCUUUUUUUAUAUAUUUUCUGGACAUGAAACCAAUUGAUGGGUGUUUGUAUAUCGCCGCAUUUCAUGAAAAGAGCCACCGUCUUAACUUUGGAUGGGCAUUGUCCCUAAAUUUGUUCAUAUUUAGUCAUUUCAUUCUGUAGUUGAUACAGCAUAGACGAGCUGUACCUAAAGCUUUGUGUAGCCAUAGAUGCUUAGCAUUAUCAGGUUCAUAAAUGGCCAGUAGAGGUAGAGGUCAUUAAGAUAUUUAGUAGCUAAUUAUGUAGCCAGUAACCGAGGUAAAUGUAGGUGCUGCAGUGUUGAAACUGCAAAAAAUGGGAAAAAUCUAACCUGUGUAUCUUGUUUGACUUUUUAAUGUUAUGUUUGUGGGACUUUUAUAAAAUAAUUAGGCAUUGCAUCACAUGCACAUUCCACUGUCCAAAGUCUUACAGACUGAAUUUGAUUUUUAUACGUGCGCACACUAUGUCGUGUACAUGUGUUUUUUUUUUACUAACUUCUUCAAACCUGUGAUCUGUUUUUUUAAAGUCUGUUUAUGCCUGUCUUUUGUGUUGUAUUUGACAUCUCAGAACCUGAAAAACUAAACUGAGUUGUAUGUUUGUUUUGGUUAACUUGAAUUAUGAAUUCAUUCCUGCCCUGCUGUGACUGGAUGAAGUAUGAAUGUGUGUGUUACAAAAGGGUACACUGUGGGAAAAAAACUAAACACGAGCAUUUUGAUUCAGGACUGAAUUAUUCUAAUUGUGUGAGUGCAGCUACAGUCUGGCAACAUUCAUAUAUAUUUUUUUCAAGGCUUAUAUUAUAGCUGUAGAGAACGCUUUGAAAAGAAAGAUUUGAAAAACAAACUAUACUGUAAAUGGUAAAUGGACUGUACUUAUAUAGCACCUUUCUUCUUUCGACCACUCAAUGUGCUGUACACUACAUGCCACACUCACCCCACAUUCAUAAAACUGCCAUGCAAGGCGCCAACUGCUCACCAGAACGGAAACUAAUCAUUCACACACUCACACACUCAUACAUCGACGCACAGCAGUUCAAUUGGGGUUUAGCGUCUUGGUCAAGGACACUUUGACAUGCAGCUAGAGCCGGGGAUCGAAUUCCGAUUAGUGGACGACCCGCUCUACCUCUGAGCCACUGCCUGUGGUAACAUUUCAGUUAAAUUUUCUCAACAUUAGUCGCAGCUUUGUUUCUGUUGUACCUAUUUCCAUGUUUCCAGGCUCAACACUUUUUGGGAAAAGCUGCAGAAAUCCCAUCUGGAAUGUCAAAUGUUUUAGGGGUCUUCCACAGUGAUGUUAUGCAGUAAUGUUUACAUUCAGAGAGCAGGGUUGCUUCCUUAAACAAUUUACUACCGACAAUCCAGUCCGUCCUUUUUGCACUUGUGUCUAUAUCAUGUCGGAGUCCCUCCAAAGAAUUGUGGAAUAAUUAAAGCUGCACAUGUUGAGUAAAUAAAACAAAG